This is a messenger RNA of Micropterus salmoides (largemouth bass), 983 nucleotides long. RefSeq names its product dihydropyridine-sensitive L-type skeletal muscle calcium channel subunit alpha-1-like. Gene Ontology annotation, molecular function: high voltage-gated calcium channel activity. The record is from RefSeq and is a predicted model, not a curated record. The annotation marks the transcript as partial. Lineage: Eukaryota; Metazoa; Chordata; Actinopteri; Centrarchiformes; Centrarchidae. Gene Ontology annotation, cellular component: voltage-gated calcium channel complex. Gene Ontology annotation, biological process: calcium ion import across plasma membrane. The transcript is spliced from 5 exons.
CAGCAACAUUCUGACUGUAUGCAUUUUAAUUAACUAAUAAUAAAAAUAUCUAAACAUGUGAUUUCAUUUUGUCCCCUAUCACUUCCACUGUAAACAUGUUAGGAGCUUUUAAUGGCCAGAAUGAAUGGCAGGAAUGACAGAAGCAAGCAAAACCUUUUUGAAUGUACAUAUAUGCAGCUUCUGGUUUAACACAGACUUGACAAUACUUUCAAAAAUAAACUUAUACGAGAGGAAAUGGAUAUAAAUAUUUCAUAACAACUCAAAAUAGAAAAUGACCUGAAGCUGAAAAAAGUAUUUAGUAUGUGUUCUUGUUUGAGUAACAAAGCCGAAGCCGAAUGUGAUUAACAUGUCUGCAUGUUUGUGUGUUGUGUUUUGUUUCUUCAGAGGUUGGUCUCGAUGAACAUGCCUCUCAACAGUGAUGGGACAGUUACCUUCAACGCAACACUGUUUGCCCUGGUUAGAACUGCACUGAAAAUAAAGACAGAAGGUAAUUUUGAACAAGCCAAUGAGGAACUGAGGGGAAUUAUCAAGAAGAUCUGGAAGCGCACUAGCAUGAAACUACUGGAUCAAGUCAUCCCACCUAUAGGAGAUGACGAGGUGACAGUGGGAAAGUUCUAUGCCACUUUCCUAAUACAGGAUUAUUUCAGGAAAUUGAAGAAGAGACAGGAAGAGUACUAUGGCUACCGGCCCACCAAGAAAAGUGCUACCCAUGAGAUACAGGCAGGCCUGAGGAACAUUGAGGAGGAGGCAGCGCCAGAGCUCCAUAGGGCCAUCUCUGGAGACCUUUUGACUGAGGAAGAGGUGGAGCGAGCUACUGACAAAGUAGCUGUGGAGGGCAUCUUCAGGAGACAAGCUAGUCUUUUUGGAAACCACUCGGACCCUUUUUCUGUAGAGCGUGAGAUAGCCAGUGUUGGCCAGGCCACCAGCCAGCGCCCUCUGCAGAUGGCAGAAGGAGUCAACAACAACAGCGACACAAGUCAUAG